AUGAGGCUGUGCCUGCUUCCCAUCUUGAGCCAUGCCUGGUACGGUUGGCGGGAAGAUGAAACAGGCAUCUACGCAGAGGUGCAGGUUGCAUCCGCACCGUUCAAGUCGAACUUUGCGCACCUGAAGGACGGCAAGCCAAGGAGAAUCUGGAUAGAAGUCGGGGCGCACGUCUGGGAGAAUCUGCAAUAUUCGCCGGAGUUCGGCAGAUCACAAAAUGACUUCCUCAUAUCUUUCGAGCCCCUGCUUGACAAGUAUGCCAUGCUGUUGAGUGAGUAUAAGGCAGAUGUUACUCAACGGCGGCCACUGGGAUUUCAACACCAGCGAGGUCUUGUUUUCCCUUUUGCUGUUGGCUGCGACGAGCGCUACACACCUUUCACAGUCACGACGUACGACAUGUGCAGCACAGUCUUGGGAAUGACAAGUGGCAGUGCUGGCUAUUGGCCCGAGGCAUGUUCGAACGCAGUUGACAAGCGCAUGGUCCCGUGCAUUACACUGCGACAUGUGAUUGAGUCCUGGCUUUCGGGACAAGACGUCUUCUACUUGAAGAUAGACGCUCAAGGCUUUGAUCUGAAUGUUGUGCAAUCUGCAGGUCCCAUGCUGCGGAAGGUGGAGCACAUUGAGCUCGAGGGAGCUUGUGACCGUGUUUCAGGGCUUUAUGCUUCAGCCCCCAACUGUUCCACAAUUUGGAACCAUAUGAAUCGUGCCGGAUACCUGUGCGUUUGGAUGCAUGAUAUCCGGUCACCUGAAGUGAAGCAGGCAUGUGACCGCAACUUCGGGGGAAACUUAUGCCAGUCAUGUGACAGAGAGAUGAACAUGUUUUUCACCCGUCUGCCCUAG
Molecule: messenger RNA, 837 nt
Organism: Symbiodinium sp. CCMP2592
Lineage: Eukaryota; Dinophyceae; Suessiales; Symbiodiniaceae
Source: the annotation of a GenBank genome assembly